AUGGAGGGCGCCUCCGAGGAGUGGUCAGUCAGCUCCAACGAAGCAUGCACACUGUCUCUGAUCCAGCCGCCAGGCGGACCGCCGGCGCACAAAUUUCAUCCCGAGUUCACGUACCCCAUAUUCGGCGAAGCAGAACAGAUAUUCGGCUACAAAGACCUCCAGAUCGAUCUCAAGUUUGCGGCGCAUGACAUGCGACCGAGCCUGCAGAUAUCGUACGGAAAGAAGUUCAAGACCGUCGGUGACACUAAAGCUACUGAUCUCAACGAGUCACUGAGGGAGUUUCUACCACCCAUCGCUUUCGAGCAAGGCUUGGAGCAAGCGCUACAAAAUGAUCCAGAUCUGCCAUCGUGGAAGCCACCCGGAGAGCGCAUCUCAGAGUACAGCCGGAACGGCGAGACAUACGAGAUAUGGGCAGCCUCGCUCUCCGAUCCACGGAUGAAGACCUUGGUAGGCAACAUACAGGUUCUCAUCACGAUGUUCAUAGAAGGUGGCACGCAUCUGGACUUGGACGAUGUCGAAUGGACGCUGAAUCGAUGGAAAGUGUAUGUCGCUUACAAAAGAGCUGCACCAGAAGUCAACCCGAAGGCAUCACCGUACAGCUUCGUGGGCUACUCGACAACUUACCGCUUCUACCGACUUCAGCUGCGAUCUCCGGAACAGAAGUCUGUUGCGAACAAAUCCGACUUCCUCGAACCAUUCCCACCCACGAAACCGUUGACUGCACAAGAGGUACCCUCGAGACUGCGGAUAUCGCAAUUCCUCAUCCUCCCAGAGUACCAGAGAGCAGGUCAUGGCGCUGCGCUAUACUAUGCCAUCUACGACGAGGCACUCGCCGAUUCCACCAUAACCGAAUUGACCGUCGAAGACCCGAGUGAGGAGUUCGACAAGCUAAGAGAUGUCUGCGACUUCAGGAGACUGCGGCCAGAAUUCGAGAAGCACGACAUCAAGCUCGACACAGAACCAUUCAUCCAGGCAGCACGAGGCAGUAUUCAUACCGUGCCGACCGCAAAGCUACUUCCCCGCGACACACUCAAAGAUAUCCGCCACCAAUACAAGAUCGCGCCUCGCCAAUUUGCCCGCCUCACAGAGCUCUACCUCCUCGCCAACAUCGCCUACUCGCAUCGGUCCUCGGGAGGUGGCUCCAAGACUGCCCUCAAGAUUAAAGGCCCCAGAGCAGCCAACCCAGAUGACCGGGCGUACUAUUGGUGGAGAGUGCUGUUGAAGCAGCGGAUAUACAAGAAGAACAAGGAUGUCUUGCUCCAGCUGGAUGAGGACGAGCGGAGGUCGAAAAUGGACGAUACUGCCAAUGGGCAGGAGGACGAGUUUGAGGGUCUUCUGUUGCUUUAUUCCACCGGCCUGCAGAAGGAAGAGGCUCGGAAUGGAAAUGGUGCUGGCCCAAGUGGUUCGUCUGGUGCUCGAAAGCGGAGAGUAAUCGAUGAUGAAGAAGAUGAGCAUGGCGAGAGCGAUGGUGCUCAUUCUAAGCGGGUGAAGGCAUAA
Cyphellophora attinorum is the source of this 1497-nucleotide messenger RNA. Its product is annotated as Histone acetyltransferase type B catalytic subunit. Gene Ontology annotation, biological process: subtelomeric heterochromatin formation. The coding region runs from base 1 to 1497 and encodes 498 amino acids. Gene Ontology annotation, molecular function: histone binding; histone H4 acetyltransferase activity. Lineage: Eukaryota; Fungi; Ascomycota; Eurotiomycetes; Chaetothyriales; Cyphellophoraceae. The transcript has a single exon. Gene Ontology annotation, cellular component: nucleus. The record is from RefSeq and is a predicted model, not a curated record.